Messenger RNA from Lynx canadensis (Canada lynx), 606 nucleotides. Its product is annotated as actin-related protein 2/3 complex subunit 2-like. NCBI's taxonomy places the organism in Eukaryota, Metazoa, Chordata, Mammalia, Carnivora, Felidae. Gene Ontology annotation, biological process: Arp2/3 complex-mediated actin nucleation; actin filament polymerization. The record is from RefSeq and is a predicted model, not a curated record. Gene Ontology annotation, molecular function: actin filament binding; structural constituent of cytoskeleton. Gene Ontology annotation, cellular component: Arp2/3 protein complex; actin cytoskeleton.
AUGGAGUUACUUGUUUAUCAUUUUGGUCCACAAAAACAUUGUUACGUGAGCUCUGCUGGCAUGUUGAAACGAAAUUAUUUUGCCUCGGUCUUUGAGAAAUACUUCCAAUUCCAAGAAGAGGGCAAGGAAGGAGAGAACAGGGCAGUAAUCCAUUAUAGGGAUGGUGAGUAUAAAAAAGACAGUCACAAGUCUUCAGUGUUUAAGGAUAACGAUGAUUUGGUCAUUGGAAAAGUGUUCAUGCAGGAGUUCAGACAAGAUCGGUUCAAAGGAUGCAGAGCCAGCCACACGGUUGCACAGGUCCUCUUUAGACACAGAGCACCUCCUUUGGAGCCAGAAGAUGUCAGUGCUGCAGUGGCAAGAACAUUGGCUCUGUUAACCUUCAUGCUAUUCCCUCGCCACACCAAUACCAGUGCUCAAGACUACACCAUCAACCUGAUCCACACAGAGUUCCAGGACUCUGUGCACAACUGCAUUAAGUGCUCUAAGGAUAUUCACACACGUGCACGGGCAAAAACUUCUGACUUCCUCAAGGUUCUGAACCGUGCACGCCCAGAUGCUCAGGAAAAAGAAAUGAAAACAAUCAUGGGGAGUCCCACUAAAUCUUGA